UCCUUUUGACCACUAGAUGUCCAUAACAACCUCCGAACAAUUAUAAAUAUGUUCAUCUUUGGCAGAAGUGAUUCAUUCAGUGUCAUCACAAUCCAAAUGAAAUUUGUGCCCCUAAAACACUGAUUGUCCUUUGCAUAUUUUUAUAGUUUGCCAUACAGCUUUAAUGUACAUUUGACAAAUUUUAUCUUUUGAAAAAUUACACAGCCCACCUACACACCAGGCCAAUAUACAUUUUAAUAUUUUAAUACAUUUUGUAUCUGUUUCAAAAAAUUUUAUUCUGAUUUUACCCAUGCUUAAAUAUUUUGUUUUAAUGAUUAAUAUGUUUUAUUUUUAAUUUAUUUUGUUUUGUCCUUCUCAAAUCAUCUUAACUUUCUGUAAUUUUAAACAACUUUUGAAUGUUUUCAAGUAGUAAUGUGUUUUUAACACACUUGGGAUUUGUUCUGUUUGAAAAUCUAUGAAUUGCGGUGCCUUUGUUGUAAUAAUAAUUAGUGUAAUACUCUGCACCAGCCUUUUAGUACAGCCUCAGGACACCCUGUAUUUCACUGCAUAUAUUUAAAGACCAUGUGAAUCUAACACAUAAUUCAUCUGUUUGUCCCUAACUCAUUGGCCUGCUGGUGUUAUAUUGAGCUCCUGUGAAAACAAAACUAUUUUUAACUCGAACUGUUUCUCCCAAAAUGUUAGGAAUGCGUUGAUUCAAGACUCUCUGGAAAAAGUCCCGAACAGAAACACUGAUGUUCUCACGGUGGCAAAAAACCAAAUGUGAAACUCUUAACUAGUUAAAAUCAGAUUAAUUUCUAAACAAAAAAAAUUGGAACUGGUCUCAAUAUAAACAAACUGUGUAAUAGGAAGUCUGUGUAACUCUGCUCCGGCAUCUCUGUAAACUUCAGCCCUUCCCAUUACCUUUAAAGGAGUGUGUACCCUGAACUAAAUAUGGACAUGCACUUUAACAGGAUUUCAAAGAAUGUCCCAGCCUCACAGUCCACUUUGAUGAUGCGAGGCUCUUGCAGUUCAUCACUGGUACCCCUCACUGCAAGACCGAGAGUCCAGCCUCUUUGCACCCGGAUUGAUGCCUCUGGUGGCUUUUUGGCGAGCAGGACGCCAGCUCUGACCGAUGGGAAUACCUCUCAACAUCGGAGAGAGAUUACCCAAUAAUCAGAUUUGAAAUAAAGGGAUUUACUGUACUACACAUCAACAGCACCUCCAAACAAACCAAAUUUCUCUACAGCCUUUACCCCAGAUUUUUUUUUUUCGCAACCAUGUCCAGGAGAAAGGUGAGAGGCCUGACCUGUACGGGCCGUCAGGUCAGCGAAGACCCGGACCUGGACAACCUGCUGUCCACUCUCUCCCCCGAGGAGAUGGAGGAGCUGGAGAAGGACAUGAUGAAAGUGCCGGACAUCAAGCCGGAGGACGGGAACAUCAUCGUCCAAGGGGAGAGCCAAGCUGCGCAGCCACCGACGAGCAACAAUGUCCGGGACGCUAAGCUGGACAGCAGGCGCGAGAGUGACCGUAAAGGGAGGCUCAGUGAGAGGGAACCGUCAUUUGAGGGUGAGACAAAGAAGGAGAGCCGGAAGCAGGAAUAUCUGAGGAAAAUGGGCUUGAGCCAGGAGGGGGACGACGACGUGACAGAAGGGCUACAAAGACAAACUAGUGUCUCAAGUGAAAAAGAUACUAAGGUCGACAACAGAAACAGCAAAGGUACUGAAAGUUUGAGAGAGGAGCGAAGUCGGCUUUCGAGUAGACACUGGAAGCAAGAAAGCAGAGAGGGUGACGUGAAAGAGGAGACCAAAGAGAAACACGAGGACAACAAGAUAAGAGACAGAAGAGAAAACAGAGAGAGCACAGGUAGCAAAACAAAGGACAUGAUCUCGAAGUUGCAGGAAAAAAAGGACGACGGCAAAGAGAGGAAAGAAGACUGCAGGAGAAGAGAUGAGAGCAAAACCAAAGACAUCAUCUCGAAGCUACGAGAAAAGCAUGAGAAGGAUACGGGCAAGGAAAGAGAGAGGAAAUCGGAGAGUUUCAGGACACAAGGGCGUGUCUCUCAAAUGUUGGAAAAGCAGAGCAAAGCACAAGAAAGCCCGACCCCGCCAAGUAAAGCAGAAGAGAAGAAGCCUAAAGAGGAGGAGAAAAAAGCUGAAGAUAAAAACAAGCCUGAUGCCAAACUUGAGCGACAGCCAUCAGAGAGGGGUGAAGUGCAGGUGAAACAUGACAAGGCAGAGAAAAGAACAGAUAGAGAGGAGCUGGUUAACCACAGUGACCACGUGAAAGAGAAGGAGAAGAAGACAAGCACGGAGAAGAAAGUAGAGGAGAAAAAGGAAAACGAGGGGAGUGAUGGAAAAGGAACUGAGAAACUUGGCAACUGUGUGGCCGUAAACAGCCCAAACAGCAAGGCGAAGGAGGAAGAGGAGGAGGAGGAAGACUCCAGCAUGUUCGAUGAGCUGAUGGAGCAGGUUCACAGCAAUGACCCCUCCCUGACUGAGCUCAACGUCAACAACUCAGAGGUCAUCAAGACGAAAACACUCAUGGAGUUCGCAGAGGCUUUGCACAAGAACACCCACGUGAAGAAGUUUGCUUUGGCCAACUGCCGCGCGGACGACCACGUGGCUUAUGCCAUCGCAGGCACGCUACGCAGCAACAACACCAUCACCAGCAUCAACGUGGACUCCAACCAUCUCACCGGCAAGGGCAUCCUGUCUCUGAUCCAGGCGUUGCCACACAACUCCACGCUGACCGAGCUUCGCUUUCAAAACCAGCGUCACAUCUGCGGCGGGAAGACCGAGAUGGAGAUGACCAAGAUCCUGAAGGAGAACACCACCUUGGUCAAACUGGGCUACCACUUUGAGUUAGCUGGACCCAGGAUGACCACGACAAACAUACUGAGUCGCAACAUGGACCGGCAGAGGCAGAAGCGCCUGCAGGAGCAGAAGCAGGCCCAGGCCAACGGGGAGAAGAAGGGGACACUGGAGGUACCCAAGGCGGGUGGUGGGGGAUCUCUGAGAAACUCGCCCAGAGCUUCGCCCAAACCUUCUCCCAUACCGUCACCUGUGCCAUCGCCAAAGCUGACUCCUAAAAGAAGAGCUGGAGGUCCGGCUCCACCACCACCACCUCCGCCUCCUCCCGGGUGUGGACCUCCCCCUCCUCCACCUCCCAUGCUGGAUGUAGACGCCCUGAGGAACUCUCUGACCCCGGUGUCGCAGAGGAAACUGGAUGGAAGAAGCCCGGGCGGAGGUAAGAACUCAAGGGACCAACUGCUCGCCUCGAUCAGAGGACGCGAUAAGCAACAACUCAAGAAGGUGCCGGUGCCAAAGUGGUUGCAGUAAUAUUUCCUGUUGGAAUAUGAAGUGGAAAAAAAGAAGAGAGAGGGAGAACAGACAUUUCACCACAGGUUUUUUUUAUGAAGAUAAUCUCUACAUUCCCCGGAUGCAGUGGAAGAACUGUGCUGCGGGACGGAUGGAGAAAGUGAAACAUGAGAUGCCCGAUCGAUUGGAUGACCAGCCCUCACAAUGAGUUCUCCCCUCAAACACUGGACCAAAAGGACUCUGUGGAGAAGGAGUGAUGCAGGGCUCUCUAUUAACCGACUGCAAAGAAUGCCAUGAGUGUUGUGGUUGUUGUUGUCUUCCGUACAUAUUGACGCUUUGCUGGUUAUUUGCACUAGAUAAUAUGAAGCUGGGAGUUUGCGAUGAGCUUAUUGAUAAGAGAUUCAAAUAACUCUUUAUAAAAUUCUAAUAUACAAAAAGUUUAUCGGCGAUAUAGUGGACUUUAAUUUGACCAUUUAUUUAUUUGUGGAGAGAGAAUCCACCUCAUAUUUGUAAGUUGUACAUCUGUUCAAACUGGGAAUUCUGAAAUGGCGUAAAUAUCAGGGAAUUAACAAACAUGGCGGCCUGACUUAAGAAAAUCUGGGUAAGAAAAAAGAAAAAGGUCACGGUGGUCUUUAAUUGUGUGUCUCAUUGCCAAAUCUCAUGACAUCUCAGGCAGGAUUUAAUGGAUUGGAACGCAGCCCAGUGGAAUCCUGGUGCAUGAUGAAAGAGUUUUAGCAUGGAAAUAAUUACAUAAUGCAUUUUUAUCAGGAAGUGCAAAUGGCUGUCCUUCAGUAUCUGAUGUUAUAAUUUGUACAGAAUCAUUGUAGCGUUGGGGUUUGAAUGCUUAACGUCUUAACCUUAGGGGGAUAUGUAAAAGCAUUACUGGCUUAUCUCAACCCUCCUGUUGAUUUAUGCCUUUAUGUACUUUUCAGUGAAUGUCAUUUUCAAAGGAAUUUAUUGAUAAUCAUAAAUCAGAGGGGCACUCACAUGUGCGCUGUGUAAUGAAAGAUUCUCUGUCAUAUCUGAUUACACAUGCCUUUCUUACAGAGCCUGUAUGUCUUCAAUAAAAGAUUCCGGUA
Molecule: messenger RNA, 4375 nt
Organism: Anarrhichthys ocellatus (wolf-eel)
Lineage: Eukaryota; Metazoa; Chordata; Actinopteri; Perciformes; Anarhichadidae
Gene: lmod1b
Product: leiomodin 1b (smooth muscle)
Exons: 3
Coding region: 1257-3317 (686 amino acids)
Biological process (GO): actin filament organization; muscle contraction; pointed-end actin filament capping
Cellular component (GO): myofibril; striated muscle thin filament; cytoskeleton
Molecular function (GO): actin binding; tropomyosin binding
Source: RefSeq, a predicted model, not a curated record